Molecule: messenger RNA, 759 nt
Organism: Exserohilum turcica Et28A
Lineage: Eukaryota; Fungi; Ascomycota; Dothideomycetes; Pleosporales; Pleosporaceae
Exons: 3
Coding region: 1-759 (252 amino acids)
Biological process (GO): nuclear-transcribed mRNA catabolic process, RNase MRP-dependent; rRNA processing; tRNA processing
Cellular component (GO): nucleolar ribonuclease P complex; ribonuclease MRP complex; cytosol
Molecular function (GO): ribonuclease MRP activity
Source: RefSeq, a predicted model, not a curated record
AUGGCGCCGGCCUCCAAGCAGAACACCAAGCCCGUGUUCAAGACGGCAUCGCCAUUCACAGACACUCGAUGGCCAGAGCUAUCGCGCGACGAUGAAGACGUCAUUCUAGAAUUGCUGUCCAAUCUCAUCACCCCACUAGGCGACUACCGCCGAACCCACAUGCACCCGUCCAGAGGCAAGAAGCGCAAGCGCGCCACCACCCAACCGGAUCAAGACGACUCCACCAUGGCUGAGACCCCGCCCCCUCGACCAGCCAUAGGCAAUCAUGUCCUCGUUGGCCUCAACAGCGUCACGCGACACCUGGAGGCCCUGGCUGCAAAGACUGCGCCGUCGACGGCACUGGCUGCAUGUCGAGAGCAAGAGCAGGAAGGCGCCAAGGCAUUGGCGCACAACGACUUGCGGCCUCUGAGCAUGGUGGUACUUAGUCACCCGAAGCCCUCGCUCUCGCCAGCCCAUGCUCACCUCCCAACGUUGGUGCAUCUAUGCAGCCUCUCUCGGCCAUGUGCUACCCCGGACUCAUGCAAGACGGCAACGCGCCUUGUCCCUCUACCCACGUCGGCCGACAGCCGGCUCGCUUCCCGGCUGCAUAUCCCCCGCGUGGGCGCCCUGGGCAUAUACGCAGACGCACCGGGGGCAAAGGCACUGGAGGACUAUGUUCGGGAGCACGUUGGCGUGACAGAGUGCAAGUGGAUCGAUGAAGCCAUGAGUGGAGAGUGGAGGGGGAUGAAUGUGAGGAAUGAGAUGGCACGUGCAAAGUAA